This is a messenger RNA of Somion occarium, 2244 nucleotides long. Lineage: Eukaryota; Fungi; Basidiomycota; Agaricomycetes; Polyporales; Cerrenaceae. The record is from the annotation of a GenBank genome assembly.
AAGGUAUCCUUAUCUUGCACCAUGCCAAUGGUCUGGAUUCCAAUCGUCAGCCCAGCUAAGGGGGGCAUUCAAAUUCCAACUGGCUGGUCAGCCUUCGAUCUCCCUCAAAACUCGACCCUCUGUUUCCUUUUCAUUGUCUCUUCUUCUAAUUUCACACUCUAUUACGCUCAUAAGCGGUCUUUUUUUGAGAUCAAUAUUUUCUAAUCAUGCCUCUGUUUCGCCGGGGAUCCGACUGGACCACUGGCGCAGAAUCUGCCCGCUCUGAUGUCUCGCGUGACUCAUACUUUGGCUCGGAGGAUGGAAAGGAAGAUAACCACCGCCCGUCCAUGGAUAGCACCACAUCCACGCUAGUUCGUCGUGCUUCCAGUGAUCUGGAAAGUGGUCGUCGGCGAAGCUCUGCUUCAUUCGAAAAGCCUGGUGACAGCAGUGGCGGAGCAAGCCCUGAUCCUGGCAAAAAGCUUAGCUACCGAGUAAAGGUCAAACGAAUGCGUAAAAGAGGACGUCGAGUUGAGCCAGAUUCUACAGAAUUCAAGACCAGAAUCGAGUUCAUCAUGACCUUUGCCAAAGUGCUCCUCUGUUUCGGCGCACCAUCACAUAGGAUCGAAUCUCAACUCGCCAAUUCAGCUGAGAUGUUGAACCUCGAAAUUGGUUUCGUGCAUCUGCCCAACCUGAUCAUCGUAACCUUCCUCGAUUCUGAAACCCGUCUCUAUCGCACCAAGUUUAUACGCGCUGGCGGACGUGUUUCUCUCACUGCACUGCACAAGAUUCAUCUUCUGUACCGCGAUGUACUUCGCGGCAAAGUCCCGGUUACAACGGCUACACGUCGUCUGCGAGCUGUGAUGAAGGCACGGCCUAUCUAUCCGAUCUGGCUCCGCUGCGUCUUUGCCUUCAUCUGUGCAUCUAUCAUUUGCUCGACUGCCUUCGGUGGCGCCAUCGUCGAUAUGUUCAUUAGUGGUGCCAGUGCCUCAACCCUUCAAUACCUCGGUUUGCGUGCAGCAUCACGCAGUUCCAUCUAUGCUAACGUUUACGAGAUUUCGGUUUCCAUCAUUGUGUCCUUCCUUGCCCGUGCCUUGGGUAGUCUUCGUGCCAACCUCUUCUGCUUUAGCGCUAUAUCUUCGGCUGGAGUGGUGCUCAUUCUUCCAGGGUUCACUGUUUUGAUUAGCGCGCUGGAACUGACCUCCAAGAACAUCGUAUGCGGCUCUGUGAGGAUGGUCUAUGCGAUUAUCUAUACACUCUUCCUAGGAUUCGGUCUCACGAUUGGAUCCGAGUUGUAUCUGGCAAUCAAUAAACACGCAGUCCGAAACAUGGCUCUCAUAGCUUUGGAGGAAUCGGAGAACGCUCAUGGAUCAGUUCUUGCUUUUAAUGAGACACCGGACAUCAAUAUGGUACCUUGGAGGGGCAGCUUCUCAUUUUUGGAUGUUCACGGAUCUGGAAGUCAUAUAAUCAAAGGUUGCUUCAGGAAUCCUUCCUGGCCUUGGUGGAGAUUGCCCUUGCCAUGGUGGUCACUCUUCAUCCUCGUCCCAGUUUAUUCAACUUGCUCCUCGUUGGCCAAUUUACAAGACUGGCGAAGCGUACAACUUCCAAUCAUGGUGCUAUUUUCUUGUAUGGCGUAUGCCGCCAACAGAGGAGCCAAUCAGCUUCUCUCGGAUCGCGGAGAUAUUGUCUCUUCAUUUGGUGCCCUUGUCAUCGGUCUAUGCGGAAAUGUGUAUUCUCGAGUCAUUGGUGGCACCGCUUUCACGUCAAUGGUCACGGGUGUCCUGUUCCUCGUUCCGUCUGCCUUAGGUAAUGGUGGUGGUCUCAUCCAAGCAACCUCGAGUUCUACCCAGGAAUAUUCCAGUGGAUUUUCCCUGGGAGUCCGUAUGAUUCAGGUGGCCAUCGGCGUAACCGUUGGCCUUCUCAUCGCACAGAUUGUUGUUUACACCCUUGGUCGUCGCAAAAAUGCUGCAUUCUUCGCGUUCUAACACAAGAUGUCUCUAGCGAAGCGACUCCAAGAAUACAACGGUGAGAUAAGCUAUUCUAUACAAAGAACAAUGAUAUGAUAUUGCAUAAGAUACGACGGACAGCAGGGAAGACAAACAAAGAAAAAGGAAAACAUAUUAGCCGCUGAACAACUUGUUGAGCUCUUCCAAACGGCGUUGAUGCAUUUCGGCUUUGGUCAAGUUUUGACCCAAGGUCAUAUUAGCCAACUCCGUCUUCUUCUUCUGUACUUCGAGCAGGCGGGCUUCUAUGGAAUUCUCGAUGAUC